AAUCACAGGACUCACAUACCAGCACGGAGAUUAUAUUAUUGACCCCUGAUGCCCAGUGUACUAAAAAAAGACUGUCCCGUGGGGGGAUGAGGGGGGCAUGUGUGCUUUGUGUCUCAGAUGGUCUUCAGAUCUCUGCUGUAGGACGCUGAGAUACACCACAGCAUCCUGUACAACAAUUUUCAUGGACGUCGAGUCAACCCAUAGAACGUUUCAUAUCUAAGUGGCGUCUGACUAUGUUUGGCUACCGUCGAGAGCUCUGUCGGUACGAGGAGGUGGACGAGGACGAGCUGUUGGCCUCUCUGUCUGUGGAGGAGAUCCAGGAGCUGGAGCAGGAGCUGGACCAUCUGGACCCAGACACUAACAUCCCCAUCGGGCUGAGGCAGAAGGACCAGACCGCCAAAGCACCAGGGGGAAACUUUAACCACGAGGCUCUGCUCAAGUACUGGGAAGAGGAGAAUAAGAAGCUGAUACAGGAGGAGAAAGAGGAGGCCAAGCCCGCUCAGAAGGAGAAGCAAGAUAAGAGCUGCCUGCGGGGGGAGCUAGAGACGCCCAACGCAAACAAGCCGAUCUCCAAGAACAACGUGAAAAAAAGACUUACGCAAAGAAGCAAGCCGGCGCAAAAUGGUUCUACGAAAGAUGAUAAGAAGUGCGUAAAGGAGAGCAAAUCCAAAGUUGCUAAUCCAUCAAAAAGUGACAGAAAAAUUCCAGAGUUAAACACGGACAAGCCAAGCGAAAACCCAAUCGUCAUAGAUACGGCUUUGGAGCAGAUACUGAAGAACGACCCAACUUUGACUGAAGUAAAUCUCAACAACAAAGAAGACAUUUCGCAAGAGAUUUUACUACGUUUUAUCGAAGCUCUUUGCACAAAUACAUACGUCCAAUUGUUCAGUCUCGCCAAUACGCACGCCGACGACAAAGUGGCGUUUGCGAUCGCUAAGAUGCUACAAGAAAAUAGCUCAAUAAAAAACUUGAACAUUGAGUCCAACUUUGUAUCCGGACAAGGCAUCCUGGCGAUAAUGGGAGCGUUGUGUCAAAAUCAGACGCUGGUUGAGCUGAGAUUUCACAACCAAAGGCACAUCUGUGGAGGGAAAGCAGAGAUGGAGAUGGUGCAGAUGCUAAGAGAGAAUGCUACGUUGCUAAAGCUAGGCUACCAGUUUGAGCUACCUGGUCCCAGAAUGGCGGCAACAAGUAUUUUAACACGUAACCAAGACCAGCAACGGCAAAAGAGAAUGCAAGAUAGAAAGGCCCAAGAAGAGGUCGUUAAACAAGUUACAAACCAAUCAACUGAGAAUAAAACGCAGAAAAAAACAUUGCAACCUGCAAAAACAGUGGAAAAACCAAAGAACAGUCUAACUUCUGUGAACCCAGAGUUACCAACAAGAAAGAUUGCAGAAAUGGUCAAGCAACAGGAAAAACUGGAAAACAGCAAAACUCAGAUUAAGAAACCCAAGACAAAGAAAGUGAAAAACGGCACCAAUGAAAAGGAGAGUGGGGACAUUUUGAAGGAGCUAAGGAACAGCCUGAAGCCGUCAGUAAAAAGGCGAGAAGAACCGUCCAGUCUUCCUCCACCACAGAGGUCUGGGAGAGAUGAUCUGAUGGCGGCCAUUAGGGGGAGCAGCAUGUUCUCACUGAAAAGGGUGGAUUUGUCAAACACCUGAAGUCGGACCUCUGCUGAAGAUGUUGCCAUCACUCGUUGGUUUUCUGCAUUUAAAAGCACCUGUUUUUUUUAUUGUUUGUUACUCCACCUACAAGCAAUUAGAUGUACAUCUGUGUGCUUUAUCAACUGCUGUGUACAAAUAAAGUCUGUUUUGU
This is a messenger RNA of Periophthalmus magnuspinnatus, 1812 nucleotides long. RefSeq names its product leiomodin 2 (cardiac) a (gene lmod2a). The coding region runs from base 234 to 1658 and encodes 474 amino acids. Gene Ontology annotation, biological process: myofibril assembly; pointed-end actin filament capping; muscle contraction. Gene Ontology annotation, cellular component: myofibril; striated muscle thin filament. Gene Ontology annotation, molecular function: tropomyosin binding; actin binding. Lineage: Eukaryota; Metazoa; Chordata; Actinopteri; Gobiiformes; Gobiidae. The transcript is spliced from 4 exons. The record is from RefSeq and is a predicted model, not a curated record.